CCACAUUUACAAUGACAGUCAAUAUGAUGCUGUGACGUCACCACCAUGCGACCAUGCUUCAUUCAUACACACCACUGCUGGCUAGCUGCUGCUAGCACCUCGAGCUAAUCAUCAGAAGGUUUCAAAAUAUGGAGGUGCUAUAUGGUCCAGUGGGCCUGGGUAUAGUAGCAGGACUGGGCUGUGGGCUCUUCCUCGGCUGGCACCUUCGGUUUCGCUUCGGCUCGACAUCCAAAAGCCUGACGGCAGCGAUGGGGAACGGCUCUGGAGAAGCAAGCAGCGUGAUGGGAGAAGGAGGCGAGUUCAAGAUGAUCCUAGUGGUCCGAAAUGACCUGAAGAUGGGUAAAGGGAAGGUGGCCGCCCAGUGCUCUCAUGCUGCUGUAUCGGCGUACAAACAGGUUCAGCGCAGGAACCCCGAGCUUCUCAAACAGUGGGAGUACUGCGGCCAGCCCAAGGUGGUGGUGAAGGCCCCAGACGAGGACACCCUCAUUGAUCUGCUGGGUCACGCCAAAGAAUUGGGGCUUCCCGUCAGCCUGAUUCAGGACGCAGGAAGGACACAAAUUGCGCCCGGUUCACGCACCGUGCUGGGUAUCGGUCCAGGCCCAGCUGACCUGGUCGACAGAGUCACUGGAGAAUUGAAACUCUACUAGACUUCCAGCUUGCAUCACAUUGACUUGCAUACAAUGUCUUUGUUGUUAGAACUGUUUGCAAUGGAAAAUCUAAGUUUGGCCGCCAUAUGUUUAUAUUUGUAUACAACGACAAUUGAAUCAGUUACAAGUUUACUACGCCGGUCUGAAGACAUGAUGCUCAGAGGAAACAGAUGAACAUUACUUCACUGUAGACAUUUUGACUUGUCAUAUCAGCGGUUACUAAUAACAUUAAAGAUGGUUUGGUUCAAUUAAGUGUCUGUUUAACUAUUACAGUUUACUAGUAUGCAAAAUAGCAGUGCCUUAGAAAUGGUAUAAUUGAAAUGCUGUUAUUAAUUACACAAGUGCUUUUGCUGCUUGUGAAUUCUCAAAAUUAAUUCUGAAAUGAGAUAGUAUACCAUGGAGGUAACUGCCGUGAACAAUUUGAUCUGACAGUACUUUGCAGUGCAUUAGUAGAGCUGGUUACAUCGCUGGUAAUAUCAGAAUAUUGUAAUUCAACUGGAUGGCAUUUGGGUUUUGUAUUAAAAUUAUGAAGUAUUUUCAAUA
Messenger RNA from Sebastes umbrosus (honeycomb rockfish), 1190 nucleotides. RefSeq names its product peptidyl-tRNA hydrolase 2 (gene ptrh2). Gene Ontology annotation, molecular function: peptidyl-tRNA hydrolase activity. The transcript has 2 exons. Lineage: Eukaryota; Metazoa; Chordata; Actinopteri; Perciformes; Sebastidae. Gene Ontology annotation, cellular component: cytosol; mitochondrion. Bases 129 to 647 code for a protein of 172 amino acids. The record is from RefSeq and is a predicted model, not a curated record. Gene Ontology annotation, biological process: positive regulation of anoikis; negative regulation of anoikis.